AUGGCAACAACGACAAGCAACAGCACAAGCAUGGAAAGCUCAAGUAUAUUUUCAAUUAAGAAUGAAAAUCAAAAACUGACUUUAGCUAUAGUAGAAAAACCAAAUGAUGUUUAUUAUUCAAAAUUAAAUGCUAUAUUAAAAGAAAAAGGCAAACCACCAGAAGAAGAUCGUCGUGAAGUGCCAAUGCCGAUAUUACGUCAAUGUAUGGAAGAAUUAAUACGUGAAACACUAGCAGAUCUUUUAUCACGGUUAGCUUUUUCCUAUUCAUUUUUAAUUAGCAGUUUAUUUUGGUUUUGUAUAUUUAGUGAACUCUGGUGUAGUUGUCCAAGUGUUGGAUUAUGCUAUAAAAAUGUUCAAAAAUAUAGUCGUUCAUUAGCUAUAAUUCAUAUUGAUUACAAUAUUUGUUUUGAAAAAGGUAAAAAAUUACGUGUAUCAGAAAAAGUUCCAUAUCGUUUAACACAAAAUUUACAAAAUGCACUUGGUAUUGCUGGACUUGAAGAAAUUUUACUUAAUUUACUUGAAUCAUUUAUUUAUGAUCCAUUAAUUGAUUGGACUGGCCAUCAUACAGGUGUACUUGCUGCAUUUUAUGGAGGUCAAAGUAGUUUAUUUGAUCAAGUAACAAUGAAAAAAUAUCAAGUUGAAAAAGAUUCUUUAUUUCGAAUUGAAUCAAUUAAUCGUACAAUGAAUAAAUUCAUACAACGUGUUAAUGAUACAAAUGAAUUAGAUUAUUUUAAAACAGUAUUAGAAAAUUCAUCAGCAAAUUAUGCAUUAUUUUCAUUACUUGAUAGGUAA
This is a messenger RNA of Rotaria sp. Silwood2, 792 nucleotides long. The record is from the annotation of a GenBank genome assembly. Lineage: Eukaryota; Metazoa; Rotifera; Eurotatoria; Philodinida; Philodinidae.